Molecule: messenger RNA, 1102 nt
Organism: Syngnathoides biaculeatus (alligator pipefish)
Lineage: Eukaryota; Metazoa; Chordata; Actinopteri; Syngnathiformes; Syngnathidae
Product: cytosolic 5'-nucleotidase 1B-like
Exons: 6
Coding region: 317-943 (208 amino acids)
Biological process (GO): adenosine metabolic process; nucleotide metabolic process
Cellular component (GO): cytoplasm; cytosol
Molecular function (GO): 5'-nucleotidase activity; nucleotide binding; magnesium ion binding
Source: RefSeq, a predicted model, not a curated record
AAAGACGGAAGUGAACUUUUCAGUGUUGGAGCAACUUUGUCGAUUAAAAACUUUCUGAUUCGAAGUGCAAAUUGGUGGUUUCAGGCGACAAAGCUUUUUCUUUUUAACUUUUGUUUUUUCUUUAAACCUGCCUUGGCCGACAAAGUCAGCACGGAGGCGGAAAUGGUCGCCACCAUCGCGAACGUCGACGUAAAGCAGGCAAGAAAAUCAAAAGAAAGACGCCGAGCAAGCGCUGGCGGUGGCCAUCUCGUGCUCGGCGGCGUUGGACGAUGCCGACGGCGACGAGGUGCACGGCGUGGGCGUGGCCUUCCCGCUGAUGAAGGCACUGCAGAAUGUGAAUCGGCGUCUGGUGGCGGCAAAUUCUGCUGAGUCGUUGCUUUUUGACGUAGUUCUCGUGACCACCGACGAGCGGCGGCGCCGGCAGAACGCUCGCAUAGUGAGCAGCACCAAACAUCACGGUCUGGAAGUGAGCCGCUUCUGUUUUUCGGGUCCGGAGGACUUUGUGGCCAGUUUGCUUGAAAAUCGGGUGCAGCUUUUCGUCAGCGCAGAGCCGGAGGAGGUGUCGCGGGCGUGCCGAGGAGGCGUUCUGUCGGCGCUGCUGUGCCGCCGCCAAACCGGGCCGAGCCCGUCGGAGCAGCUCCGAGUUUUGCUGUGCGCCGACGACUUCGCGACGACGCCCGCCGGGCCCGCUCCGGCCGCGAAGCGCUUCUGGUCCCAGCUGAGCGCCAUGCGGGGGCGUUUCGGCGCCCUGGACAGUCCCGUCAGCAUUUCGGUGAUGACGGCGCACGGCGGGCGCCACAGUUUCAGCGACAUCCUGGCGACGCUUCGCUCCGCCGGCCUGAAGGCGGACGAGGCCCACUGCUUGGCCGGAGCCCCCCGUGGGCCGAUCCUGGACCGGCUCAGACCUCACUUCCUGCUCGGUGACGGCGGCCCGAGGCCCUGAAAUCGACCGCUCGGCGGCUCUCGCCUGUUUUCGUUUUUCUGUCCAACUUGGCUCCUUGUGGACUGUUCACGCUAUCAUAUUUUAAUAGUCUUAAUUUAAUAAGAUUAUGGCCUUGCUAUUGUUGCUCUGGUGUAAUAAAGUCCAAAGAGGAAUGUUUUA